GUAUCGGCUUCACCCUCCGCCGGCGGCGCUUGGCGGGAGCAGCGGCGGCUGUUUCCUACCCCGUGCCAGCGCGGGGACCGGCUGCCCCAGCCGGGGCCCUGCAGAGGGGGGGCACCACAGCGGCAGCUGGGUGCCACCCGACGGUACUCCACACGCAGUAUGAGCGUGCCGCGCCCAGCCCUGACGGUGUCCCUGCCUGCAGCCCCCCAGCAGAUGCCUUGGGCACAUCCCGGACCCCCCCUCUCCACCGUGCCUUGCGCUGAGUCUGCCCAGCCAGAGGGGCAUGUCCUGACCUCACGCUCCUGAGAUGGCAGCUAUCCAGAGCUUCAGUGCCACCCACCCCGGGGACCCCGAGCCUGGGGACCUGAUCGAGAUCUUCCGGCCAGCUUACCAGCACUGGGCCCUCUACCUGGGGGACGGGUACAUCAUCAACGUGACACCCGUGGAUGAAGGGCCUCCUGCCACCCUCGCCAGCGCCAAGUCAGUGUUCAGCAGAAAGGCCCGGGUGAGGAUGCAGCUCCUGAAGGAUGUGGUAGGCAGUGACACCUACCACAUCAACAAUAAGUACGACAGCACCUACGCCCCCCUUCCCGUGGAGGAGAUCAUCCGGCGUGCCGAGUACCUCAUUGACCAGGAGGUAUCCUAUGACCUGCUCGGUAACAACUGCGAGCACUUCGUGACGCUGCUCCGCUACGGCGAGGGGGUCUCCGACCAGGCCAAGAGAGCAAUAGGUGCCAUUGGGUUUGUAACAGCAGCCGCUGGUGCCUUCUCCUUGCUGGGCUUGCUCCACAGCAGAUCCAGGGAGAGACAGUACUGACCGGCCGGCGGGACGAGCUGGGAGCAGGGCAGGGAGCCCCCGGCCGGGAGGGACCCGGGGCCGUUUGUGGCCGCAGCUGCCACUGAGACUUACUAACAACAGUGUUGCCCUUGCUGAGAGCAGCACUAGCCUGUUUGCCGCAUCUGCUUUUAUUUCAUUACCUGUGAUGAUUUUUGUGGUAGUCUGGAAGCACUUGCAAGCAAAUUCUCCAUCCUCACACCCCCAGCGCUCUGCUGAGGACUGGUACUUUCUACACACAUCCUGUUUUUAUCAGUUUUUCUCAGUUUUGCCCCCUGGAGCUGGGGCCAUUGGCUCUUGAGUGACCAGAAGUGGAAUUUAAGCAGUUUGUAGCCCCAGGACAAGAUUGAUCUUCCUCCAGCCAGCAGGACAGCAAAGCUGGGGUCCCUGCGGUGCUGUGGGUGACAUACCUGAAGAAAGAGCGGCACUGCACCUGUGCUCAGUCUCCAAAUGCACAGAGCCUCACUAUUUCCUUGUUACAAAUCUGAUGUGUGGCUUGUCUGGGAAGAAAACUGUUUCAGAAAAGUGUGGUAUAUUCCUCUUUACCAGGAGUAUCUGGCUUAUGUGGUUGGAACCAUGUUAUUUGCAGACCACAUGUAAGAAAUUAAAUGCUGUGGUGUUUCUGUGACAGGCAACUGGCUGGGUUGUAAGAAGAGACGAGAGAAAAGAGCUGUCUGUAAGAGACUUGCUAUUUUUGUCUGCUCUUAACAUGUACAUAACAGGAUCAGAAGCUUUUUUUAAACAUCAGUUGUUUCAAUGUUUGAAAGAACAAAGCCAAGACUUCUGGUCGUAUUUUGUAGUGCCCUCUGUUAUUACAUUUAAAUAAAAUUCUUCUUUUCUAAUAUUGGAAAACCUAUUACAAUAAAACUGAAACAAAGUC
Molecule: messenger RNA, 1715 nt
Organism: Athene cunicularia (burrowing owl)
Lineage: Eukaryota; Metazoa; Chordata; Aves; Strigiformes; Strigidae
Gene: PLAAT1
Product: HRAS like suppressor
Exons: 3
Coding region: 308-817 (169 amino acids)
Biological process (GO): N-acylphosphatidylethanolamine metabolic process
Cellular component (GO): cytoplasm
Molecular function (GO): glycerophospholipid phospholipase A1 activity; A2-type glycerophospholipase activity
Source: RefSeq, a predicted model, not a curated record